Auanema sp. JU1783 is the source of this 273-nucleotide messenger RNA. The record is from the annotation of a GenBank genome assembly. Lineage: Eukaryota; Metazoa; Nematoda; Chromadorea; Rhabditida; Rhabditidae.
AUGGUAUGCUGGAAAAGCAAAGUGAUGAUGCAUGUAUUGAUUUUCCACAACAAAACAGCCACUAUCGACAUAAUAGGCAAUGUGAUAAUAACAUUCAUGACUCCAUCUAAGGAUUACUACUCAUGCUUCAGUAUUGACGUGUUCCUUAGUGAAGCUGUACGUACUUACUAUCGAAAGAUUGUGUGCUUUGUUUGCCUACAGCUCGAGGCUUCGACAAGACUUUCCCUCAGCAUUUCAUACAUUUCCCGUAUAACAGUCCAUGAUUACAUGUAG